ACUUUUUUCAUAAUUUAAGCCUGCCGUCCCGGUAAGUAACAGCCUUGAUGUGAAAACAGCAGUAGCUUCGUUAUCAUCACACGACUUCAACAUCAUCAGUAAAUGCAAUACUGCGCUUUGUACUAAACGACAAGAUACUCAUACCAGUUUCUUCUGUUCUCAUUGUUUUUGACACGAGAAACAUUUAUUUGUAUAACAAAACAAAUUCAACUGCCAACAGUUUCAACUUCACGCUUUGUAUGUCACGCUUACAUAUGUUGCUUGUUUCAUUUUCCAUUGUCGUUUAAUUCUUUAUUGGAAUUUAAUUUAAUUAGAUUAGAUUAGAUUGCCAAACUUAAACUAGAUUUUGUGACCCUUUUGUUUUCUUUAUUGCAUGUUGAAUAAUUCCAUUACAAACCCAAUUGGUAAUUGUAGAAAAAUAUUCUAGAAGCUUCUUCAUUUCCCUUUUUUGUUAGUUUUAAUUGGUGGGGUUGGUUGAUUCUAGUUAAAGAUUUGAUUUUUGAGGAUUGUUGUUUUUGGGUUUUGAAUUGUUCUUAUAAAGGUUGAAUCUUGGAUGAGAUUUUGAACUAUUUGUGUUGUGGGUAUUUAAAUUUAAGAUCUUUAGUUGGUGUCAUUGGGAUUUAAGAUGAAUGGUAUAAGUGAAUCUGUGAUCCAUCAUGGAUACUCAAAUGGUUCUGUUCAAAGUGUAAAUGGUAAUUUCGAAGAGAAACUCGAUGAGCUUCGAAGAUUAAUGGGGAAAGUGGAUGGUGAUCCAUUGAGAAUAGUUGGUGUGGGAGCUGGUGCUUGGGGUAGUGUGUUUACAGCUAUGUUACAAGAGGCUUAUGGUAGUUUUAGAGAUAAGGUUUUGAUUAGGAUAUGGAGAAGACCGGGCAGAACCGUUGAUAGGGCAACGGCUACGCAUUUGUUUGAGGUGAUUAAUUCGAGGGAGGAUGUGUUGAGGAGGUUGAUUAGGCGGUGUGCGUAUUUGAAAUAUGUUGAAGGAAGGUUAGGUGAUAGGGUACUUCAUGCAGAUGAGAUUUUGAAAGAUGGGUUUUGUUUGAAUAUGGUUGAUACACCUCUUUGUCCUUUGAAGGUUGUGACGAACUUGCAGGAGGCUGUUUGGGAUGCCGACAUUGUGAUUAAUGGCUUGCCAUCAACGGAAACUCGUGAGGUGUUUGAAGAAAUUAGUAAGUAUUGGAAAGAGAGAAUCACGGUUCCUGUCAUUAUUUCUUUGGCAAAGGGUGUGGAGGCUGAAUUGGUUCCUGAGCCGAGGAUCAUAACACCUACUUUAAUGAUCGGCCGAGCAACUGGUGUCCCCAUUGAAAAUAUUCUCUAUCUUGGAGGUCCUAACAUUGCUUCUGAGAUUUACAACAAAGAAUAUGCAAAUGCUCGAAUAUGUGGAGCAGAAAAAUGGAGGAAACCAUUGGCAAAGUUUUUGAGGCAGCCCCACUUUAUAGUGUGGGAUAAUGGUGACCUUGUUACUCAUGAAGUUAUGGGCGGAUUAAAGAAUGUAUAUGCUAUUGGAGCAGGGAUGGUAGCUGCAUUAACAAACGAAAGUGCCACCAGCAAAUCAGUCUACUUUGCUCACUGCACAUCGGAGAUGAUUUUUAUCACUCAUCUUAUAGCAGAAGAACCCGAGAAACUUGCAGGCCCUCUCUUGGCCGAUACUUAUGUGACCUUGUUGAAAGGUCGUAACGCAUGGUAUGGACAUAAGUUGGCCAAAGGAGAAUUGAGCCUUGAAAUGGGUGACAGCAUUAAGGGCAAGGGAAUGAUUCAGGGAGUCUCUGCUGUUAAAGCAUUCUAUGAACUACUGAGUCAGUCCAGCUUAAAUUUCUUAGAUCCUGACGAAAACAAACAUGUUGCCCCUGUGGAGCUUUGCCCCAUCUUGAAGAUGUUAUAUAAAAUACUUAUACUAAGGGAAUCUUCGGUACAGGCUAUUCUUCAAGCAUUGCGAGAUGAGACCAUGAACGAUCCUCGAGACCGUAUUAAGAUCGCACAAAGCCAUGUCUUUUACCGGCCAUCUCUUCUUGGUCAGCAGCUUUAGAAUCCUACUCUCUUAUGGGUUUGGCUAUGGUUUUGCGCAAGAAUUGCUCAAACAAAGUUAGACCAUGUUAUUCAGUUCAGGCAAGCUUCAGAGAAGGCGUUAUUGUAUCGUUUUAAGUCUAUACUUAUCUUGUGUAGAUCCGUAUAACUUUACUUUAGUUAUCCAGUUUGUGAGUUAGGAGUAGUUUUCUGUUAUUGAAUUUGGUCAGAGUUAGUUAUAGUUGUUGAGUGAGUAGUUUUCUUCUUCUCGUAGUAGCUCUAUAUAUAAAAGUACAAUCUUGCAAUUGCAAUUGUAAUUUUCAUUUUUCAAUUGAUCAAGAAAUGAGGAUCAAAGUCUCAUAUUUUCUGUGCUUUUCA
Molecule: messenger RNA, 2379 nt
Organism: Trifolium pratense (red clover)
Lineage: Eukaryota; Viridiplantae; Streptophyta; Magnoliopsida; Fabales; Fabaceae
Product: probable glycerol-3-phosphate dehydrogenase [NAD(+)] 1, cytosolic
Exons: 5
Coding region: 626-2023 (465 amino acids)
Biological process (GO): glycerol-3-phosphate catabolic process; carbohydrate metabolic process
Cellular component (GO): cytosol; glycerol-3-phosphate dehydrogenase (FAD) complex
Molecular function (GO): glycerol-3-phosphate dehydrogenase [NAD(P)+] activity; NAD binding
Source: RefSeq, a predicted model, not a curated record